ACUCGUUCAACGGUUGAACUUUCAAGUUUUCAACUUUUCAAGAAAUAAAAAAAUACAAUUUUAACGGAAAUAUUGUGAAAUUAUCAUUUUUGUUUUUCUUCAAGAAGUCUCCCACAGAAAGCUACUGAUCUCUGACACACACAUUUCUGAACUUGAAGCCUCAGCAGCACAUGAACGUAUGAGCUGAUAUCAGGGGUUGUGUUUAUAUUAUUGUUCCUCUAUAUUUGUCAAUCAAUUUCAAAGCUAUGGCCCAAGUCUCAAUAUUACCAGAAGAUUAUGAUACUCUUAAAAUAGAGUACCUGUCCCUUAAGAAACAACUAGAUAAUGUGAACCAGGAGCUUUAUGAUUGCAAACGGCAAUUGAAAACAAUGGGAGCUUUGCAAAUGGAUUACCAAAGUGAAAUUGAUAUGUUACAAAGUGAUCAAAUUCGACAAAAGCAAAAAUACCAAGAAACAAUUCUAAAUCUUGAAGAGCAGAUCAACAAAAUGCGAUCAACUCAUAGUGAACAAAUACUAACACUGGAAACUGAUUUAAUGAAAAUGGAAGAGAAAUAUGAAAGCCUGGAAAGUGAAGUUGAUGUUUUAAGGAAGUCUAACACAGAUAUGUCUUUUGGUGGUGAUACUAGUAAACUUAUAGAGGAGAUACUGAGCCUCAAAGAGGAAAAUAAUGGCUUCAAUGAAAAUCACCAGGAAUUGUUGACUAAUUUAAAAGACUUCCAGGAAAAAAAUACAGAACUUCAAAGGUCUUUAGUUGAGUACAAGGAAGAAAUUUCAAAUCUGAAAGAAAGUUUAGAUUGUAAGAGGGAUGAACUUGCAGAGAAAAAUAUCUUGAUACAGCAAUUAAAUGAUGAGGUAUUUUGUCUAAAAUCUGAACUAGAAUCACACAAAAGUAAACCAUUGGAUGAAAAGAGUAAAGGAAACUCAUUAUUUGCAGAAGUAAAUGACAGGAGAGUUUAUCUACAAGACACUAUCAAUAAAAUGAAGGUUGAAUAUAUCGCUAUGAAACAAGAGAGGGCAAUUAACUCGAAUACUAUACACCAAUUGAAAUUAGAAAUCGCCAGAUUGCUCAACAGAUGGAAAACAGAAAAAACCGAAAAAGAAGAUGACGAAUAUGAAGUCGUCAACUCUCUACAGGAUCGAAUAAAAGUUUUGGAAGAUACAAUUGCUAGAUGCAACAAAGAAUUGGCAUCCAAGCCAGUGGUCAUGUACAAGAACAAUUUUGAGGAAAUUCAUCAGUAUUAUGAAGUUGUACUGAAAAAAAAGAACAAAGAAAUCAAAGAAUUAGAAGAACAGAUCUCUUCCAGAACAGUAUCGCGCAUUUUGAUGUCCACCGCUUUGAAAAAGGCAAACGAGGAGAAGAGAAGAUGGCAACUAGAGGCCACCAUGAAACAAGAGCAGCUAGAGCUGAGAGAUAUGGAAGGAAAAAUUGAGAGCAAAUGCGCUCAGGACACAGAUAUUGACAGUUGUCAAAAAUCAGAAAGGCCAACCAGUGCCCUCAAACAGAAGAGUGAAGAUAACCUUGAGAGAGAGCGUGAAGACAAGAAUGAAACCAUCAGCAAUAUGAGUGAUGAUUGUAAAGUAUCUGACAUAGAAAAACGACCAAGUGCUUUGAAACUCACAAAGGACAGCAAAGAAAUUGAAAUUGAAGAUGAAAACAGGAGAAGCAAUGUAACCAUUAGAAGAUCUGAAAGUGACUAUUGUGGAAAAUCCAGUCAGGAAAAAAGAAUGAGUGCUUUGAAAAAGAUCAAAGAAGAGCAUAUCCACAGUAUUGAGGAUGAAAUACAAGAUUUGGGAAAAAAGAUCAGUAACAUAACUUUAAGAAGAUCUGAGAGUGAGAGCUGCAGGAAAUCUAACCAAGAGAAGCGAACAAGUACCUUGAAAGAAAUAAGGGAAAUUAAUCUGUUAGGAAAUAAUGAAGCAACAGCAUCUAUAGAGCCGAAUAAAAAUGUCAAUGACACGAAAACCCAAGAGAUAAUAGUGAUUGAAGAUAAUGAUGAGGACAUUGAUGGUUGUGCAAAAGGACUGGAUAAAGAAAAUUGUCCUGGAACUAGAACACAACAUCCCAUAGAGAAAAUUAAACCUCAGAAAAAGGCAACGUUUUCUGAAGACACUGUUUCUCCUAAGAAAACUACAACUGGUUCAAGAACCUGCAGAAGAAUAAUUAGAACAAAUCCAGUUUUUUUCACAACUGAUCCAAAAUAAGUUGAACAAUUUUGGUGUUAUUCUAAUAGUCAAAAUGCUGGUUCAAUCCAUGGGAAUCCUAUGGAAAAUAGUAAGACUUUUUAUAAAUGUUUUAUUUUUUCUUUUAUAUCUGUUUAUGUGUUAAUUUGUCCUGUUAGUGAGAUAAUCCAUUUCAUUUUCAAACCACCUCCAAAAAUUUACAUAUAUUAAAUGUUUUGCAUCUUAUUUUCUGGUAGAUUGGAAUUUUGAAAAAACCGAGGAAAACAAAAUAAUUUGAAAUUAAAACUCUCCAAUAUGGAGUCCAAAUCUGGAAAGUCACCAUAUACUUGGUAUUUUGUUAAAAAAUGUUCAAUAUGCUUCAAUGUUCAACUUAUUUACAACUCAUAGCUGAUCUUAGUUGACAGAAAAUUAUUGGUAGUCACAAAUCCACAUCGCUUUCUUGUUAGAAGAUUAUUUCUUUUUGAUGCAAUAUUUUUGUUUCUAUGUUAUUAUUUAGAUCCGCAAAUAUACAGGGUGAGUCUUUUUUUAGCAGGACUUACGAUUUUAAGAUGAAAAUCUCGUAAACAUAUCAGAUUAUAGAUAAUCAAAAACGCCGAAUAGCCCUAAAUAUUCAGUUUUUUCAGUGUAAUAGGUGUGCCAAAACUGCCAAAUUUCAAUUCAUUACUUUGAAGAUUGUAAGAGGAAACUUGCAAACAUCGAAAAAAUCUUAAACUUCGACUCCCAGUUAACCGAAAACGAAUCCCCCACGCACAUAAUAUGUUUACAUGAUAUCAUCGUCUUGAUAAUAUGUGUUCUUCAGACUGAUGAAGUCCUUCAACAAAAAACUGACUCACCCUAAGAAUAUUCAUAAUGAGGUUCGGGUUAUUUCGAAAAAAAUGAAAAAGACUUCUACCGAAUUAUGUAAAUACAAAUUUUAAUUAUAUUUAUGUAUAAUGUAUUUACAAUAAAUAUAUAUUUUCAUAUUUUGAU
Molecule: messenger RNA, 3149 nt
Organism: Phaedon cochleariae (mustard beetle)
Lineage: Eukaryota; Metazoa; Arthropoda; Insecta; Coleoptera; Chrysomelidae
Source: the annotation of a GenBank genome assembly